Gastrolobium bilobum is the source of this 855-nucleotide messenger RNA. Its product is annotated as gibberellin-regulated protein 13-like. The transcript has 4 exons. NCBI's taxonomy places the organism in Eukaryota, Viridiplantae, Streptophyta, Magnoliopsida, Fabales, Fabaceae. The coding region runs from base 90 to 446 and encodes 118 amino acids. The record is from RefSeq and is a predicted model, not a curated record.
UACUCACUAGUUCUUGAAGACCACACUUGAGAUAACUUCUCUUUGUUUCAGUCUCUCUCAGUUUCUUUGUGUGAGGGUCAUUUUCAGCAAUGGCGAGAAAACUAAGCAUCCUUACACUCUGCCUAGUUGUAAUGCUGGUUCUUCUAGUAGAAAACCAUGCUGAGAUUCUUGUGUCCACCACUGAGGCUCCAGCUCCCCAGCCUAAUAUAAACACAACCCACUUUCCCAAUCAAGGCAUCACUGAAGGCAGUCUUCAACCACAAGAAUGUGGUCCACGUUGCACAAACAGAUGCUCAAAUACACAGUACAAGAAGCCGUGCAUGUUCUUCUGCCAAAAGUGCUGUGCUAAGUGCUUGUGUGUGCCUCCUGGAACUUAUGGCAACAAACAGGUUUGCCCUUGCUACAACAACUGGAAGACCAAAAGGGGAGGACCCAAAUGCCCCUAAAAGUUGUAGUAACAUUCCCCAUCAAGUCUCUUACCAUUCCAUGUACAAGCACUAUGUAACUACAAGAUAAAAAUUACCUUAAUUUAUAAUUAUGUUUGUCUUUGUGUGCUUUCAGAUUCUGCCUUAAGGAAUGAUAUUCCUUCCUAGAAAUAGGUAUACAAGGCACAAGGAAGUUAUACAAUGCAUUUUAAUAUUAAUAUAUUGGAUAUUAGUAGAUGCUAGUUUUGUGUAUUUAGUUAAGAGUUUUAUAAAAAUUAUGUUGUAGGAAAAGUGAUUGUGUCAUGUUAUAGAAAUUCGUUUUCCGUGCCUUAGUUUUUUUUUUUGCUUCAAAAAAUACGGGUCCCACAAAAUAUUGUGUGUAUAGGAAAAAUGAUUGUAUGAUGUUGCAUGAUGAAUAUAAACCCUUUUA